Messenger RNA from Puntigrus tetrazona (Sumatra barb), 2402 nucleotides. RefSeq names its product zinc finger and SCAN domain-containing protein 21. NCBI's taxonomy places the organism in Eukaryota, Metazoa, Chordata, Actinopteri, Cypriniformes, Cyprinidae. The record is from RefSeq and is a predicted model, not a curated record. The transcript is spliced from 8 exons. Gene Ontology annotation, cellular component: nucleus. Bases 373 to 2127 code for a protein of 584 amino acids.
CAAAGCUCAGAUCAGUUAAAAAAUAAAUACUUAUAUCCACUCGAAACAAUACAGCCCGAUAAACACAAUUUUUAUGAACAAUUAUAAACUAACAGAAUGGCCAAAACAACAAACACAAUUGUAUUAAGGUUAAAUGCAUUUGGUGAACAGUGUUGUGUAGAUUGGUGUGCGCUGCGAAAGAGUCUUUAUGGUUUUUACGUCACUACUACUGACCGGAAGUGCUGAGCGAUGUCAAACCCGAGCAAAUGAGUGUUAUUCCCACGGCGUUUUUAAGAUAUGCCUUUAAAUUUCUGAAUUCUGUAUCAGUUUCACCCAGCUCCCAAAUCACUGAGCGUUUACUGAAACGUGCUGUAGGACGGUUAGACGCGAACCAUGUCAAAUCGCAUCGCUUUCCAGACUCAGUUAGCUUCCAUUAUGGAGGUGCUGGCAAAUGCAGCGGUGGCCGAGAUAUGCAAACUCGUAGACGACGACUACGCGGUUAUAAACUUGCAGAUGACCCAGUGCCAGCGUGAAAACAAGGCCCUGAAGAGAAAACUUCACAUACUGGAGCUAAAGAUGGCUCGAGGGUUUGCAGAAAGGAGGAUUAGUUCGCUGAAUCGCGCUAACCGGGUCCAAGUGAGCGCCGCUUUGUCAGACAAAUACAGGAACCAAACUAGCGACGUGCUGUAUGGAGCUCAGUUUAACUCCGGACUGUGGAGAGGUGGAGGAACAGACUCUGCUGCUCAGCAAGAUAAUAAUGAAGCUAACAAUAUGACAGGAGAGACCAUGUUACCAGAAGCGGACACUGUGCUGAUAAAGGAUGAGAUGUUUGAGGAGGACCAAACACAGCAGAGACUAUUCAUCAGAGAUGGUGGAGUAAAAGAGACGCCAUCACAGACUGGAGAGGCAGGUUUUGGUGAUGUUCAGAUGGUGAAAGAUGAUGAUCAGCUCUCUGGGAUGCAGCAGCCGUCUUUGGAGCAAAGACAGGUGGAAGAUGGAGAGCCAGACACAAUAAUGAUAAAGGAGGAUCUGAACGACCAGUGGGAAAGAAGCCAGACACAAGCCAUAAUUGUGCAAGAUGCAGAGUCAAAUACUGAAAGUUGUAGUGGAAGACUUUCUACCUCACCAGCCAAAAGCUCAGUUGCACCUUGUGCAGAGAAGUCUAUAGAGGUGGAAUUUUCCCAUUUGAGUGAAAAUGGUCUGGAUAGGAGCCAGAGAGCUAAUAUUUCUCCAUCUACAGGACUACAGAUAAAAGGUACCAUCGAAUCCAGUCCGAGUAGUUCUCAACAUCAGUAUCAAAGAUUUGCUGGUCGACCUAACAAGGGUUUAACAACAGGAGAAACUGCCGCUCUAACAGCCUCGGGACACUCACACAAGGGAAUGAUGAAAAGCAGAACUUCACCUACAAGCCAGCAUGUGCUCAGCAGAGAAAAAACUGCCACUGAGAUGUCAGGAGCAGACUGCUUGUUGUAUGACAGACCAGACGAACCGAAAACCAGCUUUACUCACUGGCCCACACACCCAUCCUGCUCAUACACCGAGUCGGACCAGGAUCAAGACUGUAUGCUGGUCCAGUCAGACACUGUGUCCUCUAUUAGAAGCUCCAAAGGUGGACGGGAAGGAUCUUCAUCCACCCGAGCUGUCAGAAAUGCAGCAGAGGGGCCCAUUAGAGAAGAGGAAAGGUGGAAUCAAGCUGCCAUUUUAAGGCAGAGCCAAACUGAAGCAUCAGACCACGUCAGUAGACCCGAAGUGAUUCAGACAGAGACUGCAAGCAGAACAAACCCUUCAUAUUUCACUGUGAUACCCCAAAUUAUGUCUAACAUAACUCAGCCUGGGGCUUCUCUUGCCGGGCUGCAGCUACCAAAGCACGUGGAGAAAGGUAGGCGGAAAAGCUACGUUUGUAAGUACUGUGGAAAAGCGUUCCCUGGGUUGUCCAAUGUUGUGGCCCACCAGCGAGUGCAUACGGGCGAGAGGCCCUUCAAGUGUGACACGUGUGGGAAGCUUUUCACAGAGGCAGGCAACCUCAAGAAACACCAAAGAGUUCACACAGGAGAGAAACCUUUUAUCUGUCCCCGCUGUGGGAAACGAUUCGCCUGGAUCUGCAACCUCAAGACACAUCAGCAGUCGGCCUCCUGUGGAGGAGUCUGAUAUAAUACGUCUGAUGACCAUGCAGGGCUUCCAAUCCAUUGCCUUCUUAUGAACCCAGCGGUCUUCUGAAUUUCAAAGGAAUCAUUAUAAUACUCAUGGUAUAAUAUACGCAAGAAAGAAAAGGGGCUUAUGAAAUAUAAACGGAAACAUUUGCAGGAAGAUUAAGGUCGGUAGAUGUUAGCAGCGGUUAAAGCAAUUGUCUUCGGUGUUUUAAUGUUGACUGUCCGUGAAUUGUAAUAUUAAAAGUGAGCAGCAGGUGGUGCACUAGCACUAUU